Molecule: messenger RNA, 1113 nt
Organism: Trichoplusia ni (cabbage looper)
Lineage: Eukaryota; Metazoa; Arthropoda; Insecta; Lepidoptera; Noctuidae
Product: serine protease snake-like
Exons: 8
Coding region: 126-1037 (303 amino acids)
Biological process (GO): proteolysis
Molecular function (GO): serine-type endopeptidase activity
Source: RefSeq, a predicted model, not a curated record
CCACUAUAGAUUUUGUCUUAUUUUAUUUCAAUUUUUAUUAUGUUUUACAGGUAUGUUCGUACAAAAAUCAGAUCCCAAUUAUCUGCUGUACGGACUGCGAUUUGAUUAAUGAUACAAACUCGGUGAUGGUAGAUAGAUUUGGACUCCAUUACUUUAAAUCCCACCAAAAAGCAGAAGACAAAUGCAUAGAAUACGUAAUAGAUGAGCAGUACCCUUGUCAGCUCCAGGGUGGGAUGCAACGGUAUCUGGAUGAUGACAGGAACUGCUAUGCGUACACGCCAACCGCAGUGCUCACUGUAGCUGGGGGCAUGGAUGCGGGCAGAGGGCAGUACCCUCAUAUGACUCUCCUAGGCUAUGGUGAUGACAUGGAGUCAGCUCAGUGGCUCUGCGGUGGCUCCCUCAUCAGCCACAGAUAUAUUCUCACGGCAGCACACUGCCUCCACAGCGAAACUUCGGGUCCAUUAAAAUUUAUAGCUUUAGGCAUCCUAAAACGGUCUGAUCAAGAGAACCUCUGGCACAAAUACAACGUGAGGAAGAGCAUCCCCUACCCGGAAUACAAGCCACCUUCCAAAUACCAUGAUAUAGCUUUAGUGGAGUCUGAUAAAUGGAUAAAAUUCAACCACCACAUCCUACCAGCCUGUCUGAACACAGACGAUACUGCAGAACAUUCCAUCGCCUUCGGAACUGGUUGGGGCACCACGGGCCAUCGGAAGAGUCUAGCUGAUAACUUGCAAACUGUAGUCCUAAGCAUGUACACAGAGGCAGAAUGUUAUACAUAUUACCCGGAGCACAGGAACCUGGUGGACGGCUACAAUCACACCACACAGAUGUGUUACGGGGAUAUGGACGGUAUUAAUGAUACCUGUGAGGGUGACAGCGGGGGUCCAUUACAAGUCCACUCGCAUCUUUCGUCAUGCAUGUAUACUCUGAUCGGAGUGACGUCAUACGGAAGACCAUGUGGUGUCGCUGGUGGGUCGGGGAUCUACACCAGAGUCUCCGCCUAUAUAUCCUGGAUCGAAAAAAUCGUGUGGCCAUAGAAAGACCGAGGAAACUUGGCAGAAAUUGAAAAAUAACUAGAGGAUAUAAGUAAAAAUAACUAAAAAAAAUCUGUGA